Molecule: messenger RNA, 417 nt
Organism: Ostreococcus tauri
Lineage: Eukaryota; Viridiplantae; Chlorophyta; Mamiellophyceae; Mamiellales; Bathycoccaceae
Product: Multiprotein bridging factor 1, N-terminal
Exons: 3
Coding region: 1-417 (138 amino acids)
Cellular component (GO): nucleus
Molecular function (GO): DNA binding
Source: RefSeq, a predicted model, not a curated record
AUGUCGCACCAAGAUUGGAAGGAGAUCACGAUCGGGAAGCGCGCGAACGCGAGCUCGAGCGGUGGAAUGAACAUGAAACAGGCGAAGGAUCCCAAGGCUGUGGCCGCGGCGCUUCGCGCGGGCAUGGCGGUGCAGACGGUGAAGAAGGAUUCGGGGGCUGGACGGAACGCGUUAAAGUUGGAACUCGACGACGAAAACUUGACGCACAAGACGGUGAGCGCCGACGUGAAGAAAGCCAUCCUGCAAGGACGUCUGGCGAAGAAGCUCACGCAGGCGCAACUGGCGCAGCAAAUCAACGAAAAGCCGCAGAUCGUGCAGGAGUACGAGUCGGGUAAGGCUAUUCCGAACCAACAAAUUUUGGGUAAGCUCGAGCGCAUCCUCGGCGUGAAGCUUCGCGGCAAGGGCGUGGGCAAGUAA